AUGAAAGUCAUCUCGUUUGCCGGUCAAUGUUUGUUAUUAAUCAUGGUGAAAAAUUUUACGGGACGUAAAACAAGUUUUAUACCAUUUCGACGUACGAAACCUGGUAUUGGACCAACUAACCAUACUACAAGUAAUGGACGAAUAUCAGCGAAUCGACAUCUCACACAAUUCGCAUUCGGCGCCUGUUCAUCGGGCACACUAGUGCACUUUUCUGACCCAACAGCAACUGUUCAAUUGAAUGUUUUCACAUACGAUGAAAAUUCGUUUACCGAAGGAAAGUAUAAGAAAGUCGACGACAUUCCUAGUGUGCCCCUAGUACCAAUCACUCCUAUGUUAUGGAUUGAUGUCGAUGGUGUUCAUCAACAUGAUAUCAUUGCUCAAAUAGGUGCACGCUACGAUAUUCAUGCUCUUGUUCAAACAGAUAUAACAACGACCGAACAACGUACGAAAUUAGAUGUUUUCGACGAUGCGUUAUUUCUUGUAUGUAAAUUAAUUUUCCGUGAUAUCGGUCGAACAGGACAUACAGUUAUUGAACAAAUUAGUUUUUAUAUCAAAGAUAAUAUUCUGAUAACAUUUCAAGAAACACCGAAAGAUCUAUUCGAUUCGAUCAAAAAUCGUAUUCGACAAGGCAAAGGUCGUAUAAGAAAAUCGAAAAUUGACUACCUCUUCUAUUCAUUAGUUGAUGUGAUUGUUGAUCAUUAUAUGGACGUGUUAGAUACCAUGGGUACGAAAGUUGAAUCGAUUGAUAAUCAACUAAUGAAAACACUCAAACGUGAUACAUUAGAAUCGAUUUAUGAUAUGAAACGUGAUAUGUUAUAUCUUCGUGCGAUAAUAUCUCCAUUGAAAGAAAUUAUCAUUAAAUUACAAAAAGAAGAAGAAACGCAGAUCAUGCAGGAGAGUACAAAUAUUUAUUUAAAAGACCUAUUCGAUCACGUAGUGCAAGUCAAUGACUCCAUUGACACGUAUCGUGAAAUGCUAGCAUCGUUUAUUGAUUUUUAUAUGAUGUUGAAUUCCAAUGCUAUGAAUGAAGUAGUCAAAACAUUGACAAUCAUAUCCACGAUCUUUAUUCCCUUGACUUUUAUUAGCGGCGUUUAUGGCAUGAACUUUCAACAUAUGCCGGAACUAACGUACAAAUAUGGUUAUUAUAUUGUUUUGGGUGUUAUGGCUACACUGGCUAUAUUUAUGCUUUCGUGUUUUAAACGUAAACGUUGGUUUUAA
This is a messenger RNA of Adineta ricciae, 1218 nucleotides long. The record is from the annotation of a GenBank genome assembly. Lineage: Eukaryota; Metazoa; Rotifera; Eurotatoria; Adinetida; Adinetidae.